Molecule: messenger RNA, 2747 nt
Organism: Ilex paraguariensis (yerba mate)
Lineage: Eukaryota; Viridiplantae; Streptophyta; Magnoliopsida; Aquifoliales; Aquifoliaceae
Source: the annotation of a GenBank genome assembly
GUCAUUAUAAUAGAUUUUAUCAGAAGUUAAAAUCUUGGGGAGAUUUGGAACGAAAAGGCCAAUCAUUAAUGGAGUUUUCGGGCUCUGUUCUAGAUUCUACAUUGAAGCCUGAGUCAUGUAUUAGUGAUUCUUGUCCUACUGACGAACAUUCCAGGAUUAGUUCUAAUGAAAACAGUGAAGGGUUUUCUCGAAUCAAAUCGAAAAAACCGACUAGGAUGAUCAAACAUUCGACAAAACGAAAAAGACUCGAAUGGCUUCCUGCUGGCCCUGAUUUGGUUCCUGAAGCUGAGUUUUGCCCUGAAGCAAUCACUGAAUACACUAAUAAGUCUAAGUUGGAGAUGCCUUCAAGUAUCUUGGCAUUGAAGGCUAGGAAACAUCUUUCAUAUCUGGGCUGGAAAAUUGAGUUUGUGAGAGAGAAUGACAAGCCAAAACUACGAUAUAUUUCACAUGAUGGGAAGUGUUACCAUUCACUUCGCCAGCUCUGUCUCGAUUUGAGGGAUCCUGGUUCAGCUCCGAUUUCUCAGGAUGAACAAAGCAGUGAUGUUCCUUCUCGUGGUGGUCGGGUCUCAUCGCCACUAAGUACUAAAAAUCCAUUACUAUGCAAGGAGGCACCCAAGGCCAAUAUGGUUUCUCAUUUAAAUGCUGUUGUGGUUGAGCCUGAGUACUGCCCUCAGGCUGUAGAGGAGUAUUAUUUGGAAGGAUCAGAGGACAAUAAUGGCGGUCGUGUGGUGAAAAGAGAUGUUAAGCUUGGGGGUAUGACAUUGAAAGCAAAGAAGCACUUGUUAGCUAUGGGGUGGUCGUUACAUUAUGUCAGGAAGAGAGGCGGCAGGGAAUUGAGGUAUUGUUGUCCGAGUGGAAGAGUGUUUUAUUCUCUUAGAACAGCCUGCAAAUUCUGUAUAGAUGAAGGGGGACACUCUAGUUCUGAUACUAAGGUUCAUAAUUCUGAAAGAAGACAAAAUAUUAAUGUCAGCAAGGAAGGUAAGGGCCAGUUAGCUGUUGAGGGAUCAUCGAUUCCACAAACAGAAAUCGAGGGAAGUUUGGUGGCUGUUGAGGUGUCAUCGACUCUACGGAUGCAAAUUCAGGGAAGUUUGGUAGCUGUUGAGGGUUCAUCGCCUCCACUAAUGGAAAUUGAGGGAAGUUCUGUAUCAGGGAAUGCAAUCCCGGAGAAGCAGGCAACAGGUUCUUCUUGUAAACGACUGUCAAUGGAACUUGGUGAACUUUGUAACGGCAAAGGGAUUCAAAAACUCAAAAAAAGGAGAAAAUUUGAUGUACUAGAUUCUGCAUCCCCCUCCAAACAAACAAUCACAAAUGCUGAUUCAACACUGAAGAGGAAAGGAAAGGAUUGUAGAGCUUUGAUCAAACAAAGGAACAAUAUGGAUGGUGAUUUUUCUGCUUGUGUGGUGCAAUCAAGAAAAAGAGCACGGGAGGUGGCUAUUCCUUCUUCCUCUCACCACCACACCCCUAGAACUGUAUUGUCAUGGUUAAUAGACAAUAAUGUGGUUUUUCCCCGGGCCAAAGUAUGUUAUCGUGGCAGAAAGGAUGGUUGUCCAAUGGCAAAAGGGCGAAUUACUCGUGAUGGGAUCAAGUGCAGUUGCUGUCAAAAAGUUUUUACUCUCAGUAAGUUUGAAGCUCAUGCUGGUGGUACUAAUCACAGACCUUCAGCCAAUAUUUUUUUGGAGGAUGGCAGGUCACUGCUGCAAUGCCAAUUGCAGUUGAAACGCAAUAAUAAUCAGAGAAGCGUGAGGACAGAACCCCGUGGGAUGAAGGGUACUCGGCAUGACAUCUCAAACGAUUAUAUAUGUUCUGUCUGUCACGAAGGCGGUGAUUUGAUUUUAUGUGAUCAAUGUCCAUCCGCGUUUCACACAAUUUGCCUUGGCUUGAAGGAUGUUCCUGAUGGAGACUGGUUCUGCCCACCAUGCUGCUGUGGAAUUUGUGGCCAAAGCAGAUUCAAUAAGGACCCCAAACGGUUUACAGAUAAUAGUGGUCUCAAUUGUGAUCAGUGUGAACAUCAAUAUCACAUUGGGUGCCUAAGAAAAAAGGGUCUUAUAAAGGUGGAUUGUACUGACAAAGAAAAUUGGUUUUGUACUGAAAAAUGUGAAAAGAUAUUUUUGGAGUUGCAAAGGCUUUUGGGGAAACCAAUUCCAGUUGGGUCAGAUAAUCUAACUUGGACUUUACUCAAAUAUGUAAAGUCUGAUGGUUGUGAUCAUAGUGCCACUGAUGCUGAGGCCUCAGUGGAGAAUUACAGCAAACUAAACGUUGCUCUUGGGGUGAUACACGAGUGCUUCUGGCCUGUCAAGGAGCCUCUAACCAGGAGGGAUCUCGUCGAAGAUGUAGUUUUCAGUACAGGGUCAGAGCUGAAUCGUUUGAACUUUCGAGGGUUCUAUACAGUGGUUUUGGAGAGAAAUGAUGAACUGAUUACUGUGGCUACUGUAAGGGUGCUUGGAGAAAAGGUUGCAGAAGUACCACUUGUUGCCACACGGUUUCAAUACCGCAGACUUGGAAUGUGUCAAAUUCUAAUGGAUGAACUUGAGAAGAAACUCAAGGGCUUGGGUGUGGAGAGGCUGGUUCUGCCUGCAAUUCCCAGUGUGCUGAACACUUGGACAAGUUCAUUCGGGUUUUCAAAGAUGACAGAGGCCGAGAAAUUAAGCUUUCUUGACUUCACUUUCCUCAAUUUCCAGGGUACCACAAUGUGCCAGAAAAUGUUACUUGAUAUUCCUCCCAAUGACUCAAGAACAAGGCUACUUUAG